AUGUUCAUCAUGUUGGAAUCAGGCAGGUUGUAAAUUGUGAGGCAAAAUCACCGGCGUGGAGGAGAGUGAGAGCGCGAGAGAGGGAGAUGGGGGGUCUUGGAUCAAAAUCUCUCCAAGACCACUCCGAAGUAUAAAUGAGGCUUGGGGAAAGAAUUCGUAACUUGGACAGUUUGCAAGGUCCCAGCGAUAUGCACGAGUGAGACUGUGAGCAAGUUUUGAAGGGCGUUUUGUUUCUAAUUCUGCAUGAAUUUUAAUUCAGUUGAAAAGCAUGUUUCCAAAGUUUCCCCCCGUACUACAGAGUAGGAAACCGACUCAUGGGAUGUGGUAACUGGAGUGCCUGUAUUCACCUCGCUUCUCUCAAAGCUCAGACGAAGGCGCCGCUUCUUCUUACCAUGAUCAUAGUCUUCACCUAUUUUAUCUACUGUCUGACGGGCUGCUGCGACACCAUGCCGAGCCCCAUCCCCGUGUCUCCCCAGCGCCGGGCGGCCAGCCCGCUGGUCGCAGCCGCUGACUUGGGGCGAUACCAAGGCAGGGAGCCACCCGAUCGCUCUCCCUACCCCGCUCCGCUGGAGGAGGAAGCCGCAGCGGGGCGCUGGAAUAUCUCCGUCUUUAACAAUUUUGGGAGUAAAAAGUUUCCCCAGGCCGUGAUAAUCGGGGUGAAGAAAGGGGGCACAAGGGCUCUACUAGAGUUUCUGAGAAUUCAUCCGGAUGUCAGAGCCGUGGGAGCCGAGCCGCAUUUCUUCGACAGAAACUACGAGAGGGGACUAGACUGGUACAGGAACCUGAUGCCUCGGACACUGGAAGGGCAGAUCACCAUGGAGAAAACCCCUAGUUAUUUUGUUACUAAAGAAGCCCCGAAGCGGAUCUUCUCCAUGUCAAAAGAUACUAAACUGAUUGUGGUGGUCAGAAACCCUGCAACCAGGGCGAUCUCAGAUUACACUCAAACCCUCUCCAAGAAUCCAGCCGUUCCAAGCUUUCAGAUGCUGACCUUUAAAAACAUUAGCACGGGCCUCAUUGACACAUCCUGGAGUGCAAUCCGCAUUGGCAUUUACGCCAAGCAUCUGGAAAACUGGCUUCAGUAUUUUCCCCUUUCCAAGAUUCUCUUUGUGAGUGGGGAGCGGCUCGUUAGUGAUCCGGCUGGUGAGAUGGGCCGUGUGCAGGAUUUUUUGGGACUUAAGAGAGUCAUUACUGAUAAGCAUUUCUAUUUUAAUGAGACCAAGGGCUUUCCUUGCCUGAAGAAACCUGAAGGCAGCAGCCGGCCUCGUUGCCUUGGUAAGUCGAAGGGAAGGACUCAUCCUAAAAUAGAUAUGGGUGUGCUUCUUCGGCUUAAAGAGUUCUACAGGCCAUUUAAUCUGAAGUUCUACCAGAUGACAGGCCAUGACUUUGGAUGGGAGUAAAAUGCGUCCACCAAGCACAAAAAAACUGAUAAUUAAUUGCAUAUAAAGAAACGGGGUUUGUUCAUUUUAAUCUUUUCUGAGCACUCUGUUUCUUGUAAACUUGCCUCAAUUUUGCUAGCAUUCACUAAACCUUUUACAGAUCAUUUUUAUGCAGAACAAUAUAAAAGAAGAAUGCAAAAAUGUCAAACAGCAAAUCAAGAAAUAAUUGUCAUAAAAAUUAUAAGUGCUACUUUCAUACUUGAAUGACAUUAAAAAUUAACUGCAAGAUCAUAGCACUCAGAAAUGCCCAGUAUUAGGGGUAAUCAUUGGUGGCUGCAAAAUUAGAAAUAAAUGUUAUUGCUAAGCUUUUCUUCGCACCAUUCUGAAUCUGUUCUUAGCAGCUGUUGUGUGUCCAAGGCUAGUGAAACUUAUUUUGAAGCUAAAUACUGGUCCCAAAAAAAUGAAGGCAAACUGAAUCUUAAUCACAAAAUUAGCCUGAUCAACUGCAGAAGUAUAUAUCAUGAAUCUGAUCUGGGUUCACUGUUUGCUUGGAAUUUCAAAAACUCUGUCCCUUUGCCUAUUUCAGGAUUAAUCUAUCUAUUUAGUUCAGAUGAUUGUCUUGUUGUUUUACAUCCUCUAGACCUAAAUGUGACUUGCAUCAAUACCAUUUUCAAAAAAUGUUAUCUUGUCUAGAAAGAAGUACUUUUAAUAUAGCAAACAAUGAAUAUAUAAACAAAAUUUACACAAUGUGCCAGGAAGAAAAUUAAUUCACUUUUUCAGGUUUGGAUUCUUGGGAAACAUUCUGUGUGUAGCCCUUGAAGAUCUCUUCACUUGCUAUAGUAUGAAGUGGACAAAAAUAUUGCCCAAAAUUUGACUAAAUUAUCUUUAUAGAACCUUAGAUUGAAAAAUAAAAUCACACCUGAUUCAAAUUGACCCAAAUCCAUAACUAACUGAAUAACUUAUUCGUUAAAUGAAAAAAAUAUUGUAAUUUCUUACAUUUGUACCUGGUGUACAAAAUGAAACAUGUAGUGCAUGUGAUUAUAGCUUUUUGGAAUUGAUUGGCACACAGUCAGUUACCAUCCAUUGAUGUCUGUUUGUCAAUGAAAGGAAUAAUAAUACUAUUGAAUGCUCUGAAAAACUGAAUGAAGUUUGGGCAUGUUAACCCAAAUUUAAUUUGGCGUCUUUGGCUUUUUCCUUAUUUCUCUCCCGAGCAUAUGUAUGAACAAUGUAGUGAGAAAUUUGUUAUCUGUGCCUGUAGCCUGCAAGCUACUAAACUGGUUUCCCUCUUACUAGCUGAAAGAAAGUAAUUCUACAUACUAUAUAUGAUGAAACUAUGCUAAAGUACAGAAUAAACCAUAAUUCAGUGAAAAUGAGCAAAAAUAUACAAAGAACUAACCCCUUGUCAUUUGUUUUAUACAUGAGUUUGUCUUUGAAAGUGCUGAAAAUGUUAUAACUUAAUAUUAUCACCAUAAAGGGAAUGAAAAUAAUGUUCUAUUUUCCAAGACAUUGCUGCACCUCUACAGCCUAACACCAAUUUACUCUGGUGAUGAGUGCAUCACUGUUAUGGAACCAACAGGAAGUUCUAAAGAAGAGUGAUUUCAUUUAACGUCAACCUUUUCUUCCUGAUGAUUCUUAUCUCCUGCUUGGACAUCAUUCUGUGGAGCAAAAAUGCAUAGAAGGCCAAUCUGUGUCCUGUUAAAGAAUCAGAUUACACCUCCACCUCCACUACUCGGAUAAGAGCGAAAGUUCUGUAUUCACAAAUGGAUCAUCAUCAGAAGUGAAGAAGGCAUCUUCCUGAUAUCAAAUGCAACCAUUUAAAAAUGGCUGCUUUGUCGUUAGCAAGUUGAGUAAAUCGCAUAAUAAGAGCCUCGCAAAUCAUGACUUGGUACAAAGUGCCACAAGCAAACUAUAAUUAUUUUGAGAAACACAUUUAAAGAUGGAAAGUUCAUCCAUCCAUGUUUCAUUUUGUUAACGAAAAGAGGCAAUCCUGAAAAUUUUGACUCUUCCUUCUGGAUUCCAUACUUUAAGCUGUUAUUUUACAUUGAUAUUGUUUAAUGUUGUAUUCAUAAUGUAUAGUUAAGAGUAACUAAUAUAAUUUCUUUCAACUAAAGUCAUGUAUGUUUUGCACCCUGCUUACUACUUACAUUUUUGUGGAAUUGCAUUACUUUGGUACAGUUCACUUAACACUGAAACAGUAUAUGGUAAUUAUUUCUGAUGGAUAUAAUUAACUGAAAUCAAUGUUCUCCAUUAUAUAUAAAGAAAUUAUUAUUUUAAGUAAUAUGUCAUCAUUUAAACUCUA
Mobula hypostoma (lesser devil ray) is the source of this 3675-nucleotide messenger RNA. Its product is annotated as heparan sulfate glucosamine 3-O-sulfotransferase 3B1-like. Gene Ontology annotation, molecular function: [heparan sulfate]-glucosamine 3-sulfotransferase activity. The record is from RefSeq and is a predicted model, not a curated record. The coding region runs from base 315 to 1397 and encodes 360 amino acids. The transcript has 2 exons. Lineage: Eukaryota; Metazoa; Chordata; Chondrichthyes; Myliobatiformes; Myliobatidae.